Molecule: messenger RNA, 2270 nt
Organism: Capra hircus (goat)
Lineage: Eukaryota; Metazoa; Chordata; Mammalia; Artiodactyla; Bovidae
Gene: TACC3
Product: transforming acidic coiled-coil containing protein 3
Biological process (GO): mitotic spindle organization; cell population proliferation; cerebral cortex development
Cellular component (GO): cytoplasm
Source: RefSeq, a predicted model, not a curated record
UCAACAGUUCACCAAGGAAACAGACACCAAAACGACCCAUGGAAUUCUCCAGAAGCCAGUACCGGUCAACGCCGAGCCACCUUCAGAGGGCAUGAGACCAGCCUCCGAAGACCAGCCUCCUGGUGGGCCCCCCUCAGCUCCCCUGGUCAGCCUGGGCCCCUCAAACUCUUCCCAGAUACCAGAGAGUGUUGAAAACCCCGAGGCCUCCCGAGGACCAGCGCCCGGCAGCCCUGAGUGCACCCAGGAGGAGCACGUCCAUCCUUGGCCCUCAGAGGAGAGCAUGCCCUUCGGCCCCGCGGCUCCAGAACAGCCCCCCAGGGUGGUGUCCCAGGACGCGGCAGAGGACCCACUCAGCACUACGGAAGGAGACUUGGAGGGGAUCCCUGGUCCCCCGACUGGGCCCACCUCGCCCUCUGGUGCCCACCCUGGAGAAAAACCCCUCAAGGGCCUGCCUGGGGCGGCCCCAGCGGGCUCCGUGGACGCCAUCGGCCGCGAGGACACGGUCCUGACUGGCCCCAGAGAGGCUGCAGGGGCCACACACCCCGGUGCUCAGGGGGAGGAGGCCUGUGGCCAGUCCGCUGGCUCUCUGAGGAGUGGCCCCAUCCGGCUGGAGUUCGACUUCUCUGACGCCACCAGCAAAAGGUCGCCCCCACUGCGGAAACGAGGGAAGGUCCUGGGUCUCAAGCCCCCCUCAAGGAGACCAGAGGCGAGGCCCGGAAAGGCCCCCCUGGAGGCGGGCAAGGGUUGCGAGCUCGCUCUCCAUGAGUCCGACGGCCCGAGCAGGGACGAGCCAGACGACCCAGACUGUAACCUGGCCGCAGACAGUGGAGAGGCCCGGCCCCCAGAGCACCUGCAGAGCAGCCGGGCCGCAGAGGCCUUGUCUCUGAGCCGGCAGGCGUGCUCAGAUGACACACCCGGGACGAGGACGCCAGAAGCAGCGGGCGAGGGGGGGACCACAGGCUCUUCAGGGGGGUCGGCGCCCCUCAGCAGCCCAAGCAGCAAGCCACAGACUGCACACCCACCCCCCACCGAGAGCAAGCCGGAGCCCACCCUGGACCUGAGUGGGGAGCAGUUCCGGGACCCCGCGGAAGUCCUAGGCGCAGGGGCCGAGGUGGACUACCUGGAGCAGUUUGGGGCAUCCUCGUUUAAAGAGUCAGCCCUGAGGAAGCAGUCUCUGUACCUUAACUUCGACCCGCUCCUGCAGGACAGUCCCCGGAGGCUGGCACCCAGCAGCAGUGGCGGGCAGCCUGACGGGCCGCAGGGCCCACCUGUCCCGAGCACGGGCCUUCUGACCUCCGAGGAGUGCCCCGGGCUCAUGCAGACGGUGGGCAGCUUCUCUCCCGGUCUCCGUGCUCACAGUGUGGACGCGCCUCCCUCUGGAAGCCCCCUGGAGGCCCAGCUGCUCGACCUGGACUUCCCAGGAGCCCCUGGCGUCCCUAUGCCUGGCCCGCCUCCGUGUGACCUCGGACCCGGGGCUCCACUGCUGCCGUUGGGGCCGAUCGUGGACGUGCUGCAGUACAGCCAGAAGGACCUGGACUUGGCGGUGGAAGCCACGCAGAAGGAGAACGAGGUGCUGCGGGGCAAGUGCGCGGCGCUGCAGGAGAGGCUCCUGGAGAUGGGGAAGAUCAUGGACAGCUUUGAGGGGACUGUCUACCAGGUGAUGGAGGAAUCUCAGAAACAGAAGGAGCUCGCCAAGGCCGAAAUGCAGAAGGUCCUGAAGGAGAGAGCACAGCUGACGGCCGACCUGCACUCCAUGGAGAAGUCGUUCUCCGACCUCUUUAAGCGGUUUGAGAAGCAGAAGGAGGUGAUCGAAGGCUACCGCACGAACGAAGAGUCUCUGAAGAAGUGUGUCGAGGAUUACAUAGAGAGGGUGGAGAAGGAGGCCCAGAAGUACCAGGCGCUGAAGGCCCAGGCGGAGGAGAAGCUCCAGCAGGCAAGCGAGGAGAUCGCCCAGGUGCGCAGCAAGGCCCAGACGGACGCUCUGGCGCUGCAGGCGGUCUUGAGGAAAGAGCAGAUGCGUGUCCACUCCCUGGAGAAGGUGGUGGAGCAGAAGACGAAGGAGAACGAUGAGCUGACCAGGAUCUGUGACGACCUCAUCUCCAAGAUGAAAAGAAUCUGACCCGGCAGCCCUGACCUUGCUGUCUUCCCUGUGUGUGUGUGUGUGUGUCUGUCUAGGUUUUCCUUCUCUAUUGACGUCAAUUCUUUUUUCAAUUUGUUUUUAAACUAGGUUGCUUUGGGAAAAAACUAAUAAAGUUUCUCUUAAAUCUAAG